Chara braunii is the source of this 1015-nucleotide messenger RNA. The record is from the annotation of a GenBank genome assembly. Lineage: Eukaryota; Viridiplantae; Streptophyta; Charophyceae; Charales; Characeae.
UGUAGGGUGCGUAAUGUCGUCGGGACCUUCGACAAGCAUCAGCAUGACUCCCRAGAAACACAUGCGCUUAGCACAUCCGUUUUCUCCUUGUGCAAAAUCGGUGCGGCACCAUGACGGUGAGACGUCGACCGACGGAGCAUCCAAGGAGGACUUCGAAGACGACCCGUGGAUUACCGUCGUCCCGUACAUGAAUCGGCAUAUCGACGAAUGCGACGACAAUGAUUGGAAGGCGAUGGAGCGUGCCUGCCCUUGGGCAAGCCAUUACAAGUUUGCGAACAUGUUAGAGUUCGGGAGCCUCAUUGCACUGUCUGAUGGUGUCCUCCAACCAAAAAUCCUUGACGAUAAGCGUAAAACGAUUCGCUGUCGUAGCAGGUGGAGCUGGAGCAGUCGCCUCGACCGCGAGUACAUCACAUCUUCGCCACGAACUUGGGGAAGUUCGCAGAAGCAAGAGUUGCUGGACUGCGCUCGUCAUUGUUCAUUCUUGGAACACUACCCACCUCGCUGCCCAAGGAACUCUCCACAAGCUAUAUCAUAUUGUUGUGUGCGGUUGACUCAUGACGGAUGUCCUUUCGCCACGGCGGUGAUGUCUCAGCCCGAUGUAGAUGGGCGGUCAGAUUUGGUGAGAGCAGGUCAGGUCAGAGUUUUAUCAUUGUGGUGUGAGGUGGAAGAGAAAGUGACGGACAUACGAGACUCUAUAGGGAAUUCCUUAGCACGACGAGGACGGUUUGUUAGGAUGAAAUACAUGUCCGUAUUUUUGGGCGAUGCAACGGUCCACAAACCGCAGAGCCACGUAUACGGAUCAUCUAUGAAUGCCAUGUACGGCUUCGGUUCACGACCUCGACCGCGGGAAACCCCAUAUGUCACAAGAUCUGGACGUGUUGUCAAACCUCUUGUCCAAGGGAGAAGGAGAAUCCCUCAUGCUGACAGUAGUUAACAAGCGGCGUUAUGGCAGGUACCCUUCUCCGAUUGUGGAUCUCGUGGUUGAGUGUCAGACUCUGCUCUCAAACACCCACAC